Messenger RNA from Colletes gigas, 2805 nucleotides. RefSeq names its product transient receptor potential channel pyrexia. The transcript has 6 exons. The record is from RefSeq and is a predicted model, not a curated record. Bases 1 to 2805 code for a protein of 934 amino acids. Gene Ontology annotation, molecular function: monoatomic ion channel activity; protein binding. Gene Ontology annotation, biological process: transmembrane transport; monoatomic ion transport. NCBI's taxonomy places the organism in Eukaryota, Metazoa, Arthropoda, Insecta, Hymenoptera, Colletidae. Gene Ontology annotation, cellular component: membrane.
AUGUCAAAUCUAAAGAAAAGAUCUCUUCUACAUAGAUGUUUAAGUAAUCCCGUUUCUCAAGAUGAAUUAAAUACAGCGAAUACAGUAACAACACCCUCCAUCAUUAUUAAUGAUAUAGAAGAUUGUGAGCAUAUUUGGAUGACAAAUAUGAAAGAAAGUAGUAUAAGUUCUGAAGACAGCUCUGAGUCUAUUGCCUAUCAUAUAAGAGAAAGACAAAUAACAACUCUGCUACCAUGGAGCAAAGAGGAGAUUGUUUUGGCACUAUCUAAUCUUCCAGCAGGAGAACAUGCACUUUCUGUUAUUCCCACUCUUCAUGGUGACACUUUGCAUAAAGUCCUAAAUGAAUUUUUAAAUACCGAUUAUAACGAUGAAACGAGAUUGAACAUUGAGAAAAGUUUUACACCUUCAUUUGUAAAUGGAUGCUCACAAAAUGCAUUAACCAUUGAAAAUGAAGCAGCAGCAAAUGCAACUAUUUUACAGCUUUUUAUGAGAUGGCCAAAUACUUGUCUUCUAAUUGCUUGCUAUAUGGGCCAUGUAGAAAUAGUAAAAGCUUUAUUGAACAAAAAUGCAAGAGUUACAGCAAGGGAUAGCGACGGCAGGACACCAUUACAUUUGGCCGCUUGUGCGGCCUCGGUAAAAAUUUUAGAAGAGUUAUUAAAGCACGGUGCAAAUCCAUGCGAGUGGGACUUUAAUAAAAAAUGUACACCAUUGCAUUGUGCUGCUGCUAGAGGAAACAUCGCUUGUGUUAAAUGCUUAAUAAAGUCACAAGCGGAUGUAAAUGCUGGAUUGUUUGGCAAAAGCCCUUUGUACUAUGCUGUUUUAAGUAAUGCAGACGACUGUGUUGAAGCUUUACUGCAAGUAGGUGCCUGUCCUAAUAAUCCACAGGUUUAUACGGAAACACCAUUGCAUGUAGCAGCGGGUUUAGGUUCGGUUACAUGUACAAAAUUAUUAUUAAAUUAUGGGGCAGAUGUAAGAGUUCAAUUUGGUUCGACGAGGUCGACUCCGUUACAUUUAGCAGCAGAGGAAGGCAGCAUAGAAUGCACAAAAUUAUUGUUAGACGCUGGUGCCGCAUGCGAGUCAAAAAAUGCAAGAGGUCAAACACCCCUACACCUGGCAGCCUUGUCUCAAUCUGCAGAAACUUUAGAUAUACUCAUAAAAUAUGGUGCUAAAGUGAACAUAGAGGAUAAUGACGGCCGUACCCCAUUGCAUGCUGCAGUUGCAAAAGCUACUAGAGGAAUAGAACUGGUCAAGAUUUUAAUACAGGUUGGUGCUUUGAUUAACAAAGCAGACAAAUAUGGCUAUACACCCUUGCACAUUGCGGCGUUGAACGAAAGUUCAUCAACAGUGAUGAUGUUAUUAUCAAAUGGAGCAGAUGUUACUGCUAGAACAAAAGGUGGAAUUUCUGCAUUAAGUUUUAUUGUGCGCAGAACACCGGAUAUAUUACCGCGAUUCAUUUCACGUUUAGACCAAGCUAUAUCUUUACAUGACCACGAAUUGGGUGAUGUUGAUUGUGAAUUAAGAUUGGACUUUAGGUCAUUGGUGCCUGGUGGCAGGGGAGAGACAGAUUUAAUGCUGUGCCUUGUGGAAGUCGGGCAAAGACAUGUAUUGAAACAUCCUUUGUGCGAGAGUUUUCUCUAUUUGAAGUGGUUAAGGAUUCGUAAAUUUUUUUUACUAAGUUUGAUAUUUCAUUCCAUUUUUGUUGCAUUUUUUACAGCAUACAUUGCAGUCACAUACUUUUGGAACAUUGAGAAACUUAACAAAAUACUUUUCUGGCCGGUAUUGAUAUUUACUAUAACGCUCGCGAGCAAAGAAUUUUUCCAAAUAGCACAUGGUAUAUGGUGUUAUAUCAAAAGAUGGGAAAAUUGGCUUCAAUGGAGCGUUAUUUUAAUAUCGGGUAUAGUAUUAAUUAUGCCAACCCGUGAUUGGCAACAUCAUGUAGCUGCUUUAGGUAUUUUACUAAUUUGGAUAGAAUUAAUGAUGGUGGUUGGGAGAUUUCCAAUGUUCGGCCUUUACAUACAAAUGUUUACUCAAGUGUCAAUUAAUUUUUUCAAAUUUCUUGGUGCUUAUAUAUGCCUCAUAAUAGGUUUCUCUUUAGGAUUUAGUGUAUUACAUAAGAAUUAUAAAUCAUUUACUAAUCCUUUGGUUGGUUUGUUGAAAACAAUUGUAAUGCUGUCUGGUGAAUUAGAAUUUGAAGAUGUAUUUUUUGAUGACGAUGCACCAGUAUUAUAUUCUGGUACAGCUCACUUAAUGCUUUUAAGUUUUGUUAUCUUGGUUACAGUAAUUCUGACAAAUUUAAUGAUGGGCCUUGCUGUAUCAGAUAUACAAGAACUCAGAAGAUGUGCGGGAUUAGACAGAUUAGUACGCAGAGCAGAACUAGUAGCACACUUAGAGAGUAUGUUAUUUUCUAAACUUUUGGACCAUGCUCCAAAAAGAUUAAUGAAAACAUGCAGGCAUGGAGCACUUCUCUUACAUCCACCACAUCAUUGUGCUAUUCAUAUACGGCCUAACGAUCCCCGUGAAAAUCGUUUACCGCGGGAAUUGAUAAAAGCUAUUUAUCGCUUAGUAACCGAAAAAAGAAAUCGAAAUACAACCAUAAAAACUACAUCCAGACAUAGUACGAAUAAUACCGAAGCCAGGAAUUCUAAAUUAAGUAGACUUUGUAGUACAACAUCUACGAAUGAUAAUAAUCAACAGCAACUGAGUGAAUUAGUUGUUGAAUUACAAAGAUAUUCAUAUAAUAUUGGUGCACGUCUAGAUAAUUUAACUAACAAAAUAGAAAGCCUUAUUACAGAUUACAGUAAUUGA